This is a messenger RNA of Acanthamoeba castellanii str. Neff, 1011 nucleotides long. RefSeq lists its product as uncharacterized. Gene Ontology annotation, cellular component: membrane. The coding region runs from base 1 to 1011 and encodes 336 amino acids. Lineage: Eukaryota; Discosea; Longamoebia; Acanthamoebidae. The transcript is spliced from 7 exons. The record is from RefSeq and is a predicted model, not a curated record.
AUGGAGAAACACUCUGAUAGCCCGAAGUUGCGUUCCAAUCCAUUCGAGGAUGGCGAAGGAGGCUCCUACGAGCUGAGGGAAGUCGCCCUCAAGGGCUCUCCAAAGCCGGCCCACAACCAGACCUCCAAUGGCUACUACCUGCAAGCACAGGAUGGAAAUGGCGAUUCCAAUUUUGAUUUGCACCUCGACGAAGAUCCCCUUCAAUUGCACUACGAUGGCGAGAGAGAGGAGGAAGACGAAAAGGAAGACGAUGGAAACGACGACUUUGACGUCAUCACCAUUGAAGAGGGUCAUCGCAAGCACGGCGCGCCCAUGACGCUAGAUGAAGAGGCGCAGUAUAGGAGCUGGGUGCGCUGGGCCAUCAUCGUGUCGUGGGCGUCGGUCGUCAUCGACCUUGCGUUCGGCUUCAUCUCUCUCUUCAUCGCCAUCGCCGACAAGAGCGUGGGCAUAUUCGGGUUUUCGCUGGAGAACUUCUUGGACGUCGUGACCUCGCUCCUCAUCAUCUGGCGCUUCGGCGGGUUCAGCCGAGAGGAGCUGGUCGUGGGCGAUCCCGUCUAUGACGAUAAGAUGGAGAAGAGGGAACAGCGAGCGGAGGUGCUCAUUGCGCUUCUGUUCGUCUUGCUGGGCGGCCUCACCUGCUUGAUCGCCCUCAUCGUACUCUACGAGAAGGAAUCGCCCGACGACGUGAUUGCCGUGAUCAUUGUGGCCGCGGUGUCCAUCGUGGUGCUGGCUGUGCUGGCGGUGGCCAAGUUCCGUCUCGCGACGGCCCUCCACAGCCAAGCGUUCCGCCAGGACGCCUGGGUCACCACCAUUUCCUGCAUCCUCUCUGUGGGCUUGCUGGCCGGAUCGGUCAUAUACCACAUUGACAACGACAUCUGGUUCAUCGACUGCCUGGUCGCGCUUCCGCUAGGCGGAGCGUUGUUGAUCUACGGCCUCAAGACCCUCUGCACGCGACAGUGGUGGCAGCCCCACUUCUGGGGCUACUACCAGACCAACGCGCCCAUCAACUGA